Anas platyrhynchos (mallard) is the source of this 1786-nucleotide messenger RNA. It is a transcript of the gene NKAIN4, whose product is annotated as sodium/potassium transporting ATPase interacting 4. Lineage: Eukaryota; Metazoa; Chordata; Aves; Anseriformes; Anatidae. The record is from RefSeq and is a predicted model, not a curated record. Gene Ontology annotation, biological process: regulation of sodium ion transport.
AGCAGCCGGAAGGAGGGGGCUCGGGGGGCGCGUCCCAGCCCCGGCACCCGGCGGGACGGGAGCCUCCGACGGGGAAUCGCCCUUUUAAGCAGCGGUUCCUCUGCCUCCCCGGCUCCUGGAGGGGCUCCGGCAGCCUCCGAGACCUCCGUCCGUCUGUCCGUCCGUCCGUCCGUCCCUCCUCCUCCUCCCCUCCCGCCCUGCCCGGCUGCCAGCGGCGGCUGCGCUCCGUGCUGCGGGCGGGGGCGCGGGGAGCCGCAGGGCGGCGGUGGGGUUUUCCCUGUCCCCGUGUCCCCGUGUCCCCGUGUCCCUGUCCGUGCGUCUGUCCCUCUCCUUCUGUCCCUGUCCCUGCCCCGGGGCCGCGCUCGGGGACCAUGGGAUGCUGCACCGGGCGCUGCACCCUGAUUUUCCUCUGCGCUCUGCAGCUGCUUGCGGCGUUAGAGAGGCAGGUGUUUGAUUUCCUGGGAUACCAGUGGGCCCCCAUCCUAGCCAACUUCCUCCACAUCAUCAUCGUUAUCCUUGGCCUGUUUGGCACUAUUCAGUACAGACCUCGUUACAUAGUGGUGUAUGCCAUCUGGACUGCAGUUUGGGUCACCUGGAACAUCUUCAUCAUCUGUUUUUACUUAGAAGUGGGAGGGCUCUCAAAGGACAGCGAACUCUUGACAUUUAACAUCUCCCGGCACCAGUCGUGGUGGAGUGAAAAUGGUCCCGGCUGCGUAAGGAAGGAGGCUUCGAUGUCUGGCAUCAAAGGACUGGACAGCCAUUCGUACGUCUCGGUGAUAGGCUGUGCCCUGGAGUACCGGUACAUCGAGGUCAUGCACAGCUCCUUCCAGAUCCUGAUCGCGCUGGUGGGCUUUGUCUACGCCUGUUAUGUUGUUAGUGUUUUUACAGAAGAAGAAGACAGCUUUGAUUUCAUUGGUGGAUUUGAUCCAUUUCCUCUCUACCAUGUCAAUGAAAAACCCACCAACCUUUUGUUCAAGCAGACAUACCUGUAGACCUCCCCCCCUUCCCCCCAACAAAAACAUUUGCUGAAUAUCAACCUGAAUUUGCAAACUGUUUUGAUCAACCUGAAGCUGCAUGUUUAAGAGGCCUGCGUAAAUAAAGAAGAGCCAGAGGAUGGAUAAAUCUUGCACUCCAAAAUGUGCUGCAGGAAACAAUCCCCUGUGGCCUGGAUCUCCAGUAGAGGAAAUGCAGGAUGGAGAACUCCAUUCCAUUUGUUGUUCCUUCUCUUCUUUUCACAUGCAAUGAAUGUACACCGAAGGAUGACCACGCAGUCUGUUCUUAACUCUACAAGUGCCCUGAUGAACCAUUCCUACCAUAGCCUGGUGGUACUCGCCAACAGAUGGCAGCAGCCUGAAGACCUCAGGCAGAAGUUCACCAGGAGCCUCUCUCAAGAGAUACAGUAGAAGUCGGAGCUGCUUCCUUCUGCCACGGAUCCAUAGAGAAGGAAACACCAUAACACCCUGGGACAUCUCAUGUUUUGUAGUUAGUUUCUUCCCUUCUCCUUUCCCUUGUUCUGGAAAGAGCCUAAAUCCCUUAACACAACCUCAAGUCUUCCCUGCCUGUAUAGAACUAGGUAAGGGCUAUUUGCAUUUGAGUUGUUUAGGCUCCUUGCACACCCUCCACUUUUUUUUUUAAGUUAUAGAUGAGAGCUCUUCCCUUUCUUCCCCUCACCCAGGACUCUCUUCCCCUCCUCUGCUCUUUAUCAGUUAUUCACUCCUUAGUAGUAAGAACUGACUUCAAUGUUCUGUGACUUAAAUACUAUAAAUGCUAAACAGCUAAAAAAAAA